This is a messenger RNA of Mangifera indica (mango), 1277 nucleotides long. RefSeq names its product anaphase-promoting complex subunit 6-like. Gene Ontology annotation, biological process: cell division. The transcript has 7 exons. The coding region runs from base 277 to 693 and encodes 138 amino acids. Gene Ontology annotation, molecular function: protein binding. The record is from RefSeq and is a predicted model, not a curated record. NCBI's taxonomy places the organism in Eukaryota, Viridiplantae, Streptophyta, Magnoliopsida, Sapindales, Anacardiaceae.
CAUUAACGUCUAGUAAUUAGAGAAUUUACUCUAUAAUGUUUACCUAUACCCUUUUAAAGUGAAUUGAUUUUCUUUUAUUUGAUUGGAAAAUUCUAAAAAUGUAUGCCAUUUAUGUAACUUAGUGCAAACAUAUCUGUUUACUACAGCGAGGCUACAAGUCUUGAUGGACAUUUCCACCUGCUUUGAUAGGUUAUGGAAAUGCCUUUGCUGCUCAGGAAGAGGGUGAUCAAGCAAUGUUGGAUUAUCGCACUGCUGCUCGUUUGUUUCCAGGGUUGAAUGUUGAUAUUCUCUCAUUCCAGAUACCAUUUACCAACUUUAUAUAUCGGGAUGGAACACAUGCGAACUCACAGCUUUAAGCUUGCUGAGGAGUUUUUUAUGCAGGCAAAGAUCACAUGCCCUUCAGAUCCACUUGUGUAUAAUGAACUUGGGGUUAUUGCUUAUGAUACGAAAGAAAUGUAUCACCAGGCAAUUUCCUGGUACAAGAGGGCACUGACAUUGUCAAAUAGAAGCUUGAACACCUAUGCAGGUCUUGCUUACACUUACCAUUUGCAGGAUAAUUUUGCUGCAGCCAUUUCAUAUUAUCAUAAGGCUUUAUGGUUGAAGCCAGAUGAUCAGUUUUGCACCGAAAUGUUAAGUUUUGGCCUUGUAGGUGAAGGGUGCCAUGGCGUAGGCUCCAAAAUCAAAAUUUGCUGAAUCAAGGCGGGUUUUGUCUGAAAGCUCCAUCUCCCAAGACUUGAUAGCAUUUUGCACUAAUUCUUCUAAGGAUCCUUUGGGCCACUCCUGCAAAAAUAACACUAUAUAAUAAGUUACAAUUUUACAGAGAUUGAUUAAUAUGGAAGAAUAAAGUAGAAAGAGAGAUGUAUGAGAGAAGGAUGAAGGUGGCAUAUAUGCACCUUAGUUCGGCCUUCUUCAAAGAGCUGAUUUACGCUGUCAUAGGAGGGAGGGCCGCCAUGUCUCCAUUGAAUUUUCUCUCCACCUUCAUCUUUCAGGAAGGACCUGUACUUAUCGGCCGUCCCAGCUACUGUGACUGGAGCAUCGUCACCUGUUGACAUAUUGUCAAGGAUAUUAAUGUUUCCUAUGUGAGAAAAGUAUAAACUCUUGAAGAGGUUUCAUGGGAAGAGUGUAAACUGGUGAAGAGGAUUUAUAGAGACUUUAAGGGAAAAAAACACAAAACCUUAUGACCCCAUAGGCCCCACACACAUAUGUAUUGAUAACACAUUUGUUAUUAAUUGAUAUAUGUAAUUUAAAGUCUUACGUAAAAUAGAUUAUAACAUCAA